This is a messenger RNA of Salvelinus sp. IW2-2015, 1232 nucleotides long. RefSeq lists its product as uncharacterized. The record is from RefSeq and is a predicted model, not a curated record. Lineage: Eukaryota; Metazoa; Chordata; Actinopteri; Salmoniformes; Salmonidae.
AGGUGUGUCCAAAGUUUCGACUGGUGCUGUAUAUCGAUAUGGACUGUUCAGUAUUUCCUUUUAGUGAAGAGUUAUCCAUUAUUUUGAAUAUUUACUUUUCCCCUACUCAAGGAUACCAAUAAUGUAAAUUUUUCCCCAUAAAUGUCCAUUUGCAAAUGUCUGAUGUAUCAAGUAAGUGUUUCGAAUGAUCACUUAUGUUGUCACACACACUCAAUAGUGAGACCAAAAGAUACAGGAAGAAAUGCAUGGUAUGAAACACGAGUAAACACAUGAUGAUAYAUGAUACAUUCCAACAGAUAAUCUGGCACGAUAAUCACUAAUGUUGACUCUUGUUUCUGUUGCAGUUCAGCGGAAGAACAAAACAAUGACAGACUGUGGUUUUGAGAGGGAGUUUGUGGAUGCUCAUAAUGACUAUCGCAGGAAGCAUGGUGCCCCGCCCCUAGCGCUGAGCAGAGACCUGUGUAACUCUGCCCAGAAAUGGGCAGACCAUCUUCUGUCAAUCAAAAGCCUGAAGCACAGCUCCACCAAUCACGGAGAAAACCUUUACUACGCAUACAGCUCAACCCCCMAAAAACCUGUUGGGAAGGAUGCAGUGGACAGUUGGUACAGUGAAAUCAAAGAUUACCACUUCAAUAAGCCUGGCUUCAGCUCGGGUACAGGUCACUUCACCCAGGUGGUUUGGAAGGACUGCAGCGAGGUAGGUGUGGGCCUGGCCACAGAUGGGCAAACGAUCUUUGUAGUGGGCCAGUACCACCCAGCUGGCAACAUGUGCAACGCAGGCUACUUUGAGAAGAAUGUCCUACCACUGGGUAGCUCCACCUCUAGCGCCCCCAAAUGUUUCCCCACAGCCGGARAAGGAGGGGGCCUGAGUGUACUCCAGUCUAAAAUUGCCAGAUCCUCUUCACCUGCAUAUAAGGCUCCUCCUCAGGCRAACGGCACUGACCUGGGCCAGUUCCACAGAGACUUCCUACGGGCGUGUAACAACCAGCGAAUGGCACACGGAGCCCCAGCCCUCACACUGGACCCAGCCCUGAGUCAGGGGGCGCAGGCAUGGGCAGAAACUCUACUGGGAGAGCGGGUGCUGAAGAACUCAUCCUCCUCCCAUGGUGAAAAUAUCUGGGCCAAGACGGGGUCAGCGGGCAUCACUGCUACGGGUCAAGAGGUGGUGGACGCCUGGUACAAACAAGAGGAGAACUAUGACUUCUCCAAACCAGGACAUCAGGACAAAACAG